Priceomyces carsonii is the source of this 3360-nucleotide messenger RNA. RefSeq names its product chromatin-modulating protein (gene GIN1). Bases 1 to 3360 code for a protein of 1119 amino acids. The record is from RefSeq and is a predicted model, not a curated record. Gene Ontology annotation, biological process: mitotic DNA replication checkpoint signaling; mitotic G2 DNA damage checkpoint signaling; activation of protein kinase activity. Lineage: Eukaryota; Fungi; Ascomycota; Pichiomycetes; Serinales; Debaryomycetaceae. Gene Ontology annotation, molecular function: anaphase-promoting complex binding. The transcript has a single exon.
AUGGAGUUAUUGGAUGAUAUUGAUGAUCAAGCAUUGGACCAUUUCAAAAAUGACAGUAACGUGCUCGGAUUGGACUUUAGUGUUGAUGAUAUAGACGCUGCUAAUAGUGACGAAGAAGAAGAGGAAGAAAAAGCGGAAGCAGAAGAACGCGUCAGCAGACUUGGCACUCUUGAUGUGCUUGAUAGAAUCAAACAGAGAAUAUAUGGGGAGGAGACACAGGAGAUCAGACCUCCAGAAACUAAUAGAGAUUCUGUCACAGUACUUCCUCAAUUAUCGUUAGAAGAUGCUGAUUUGGGGCCCGAGAGUCAGGUUUCAUCAAAAUACCUCCUGGAUACUCAGUCUAUUGCUAGAAAUCAUCUCAUCGGAAAACCUCACAAUAUUGCGGAUACCCAAAAAGUCAAUUCUAGUACUCUUCCUGAGAAAGAGACAGGCUUAACCAGAGAAGAGAAAAUUCAAAAGCUAAUAGAUACCAAAAGAAAACAGAGACUAGAGGAGGAAAAUCAGCUAGAAGCCGAUAUAUCGAAGACUUCGUUAACUGAUGAAGAAGAUGACUUGGUCAAUGACUCUGUUGUAUCUUCAAAGCAACAGGAUGUGACAUCAGCAAAAAAAUUACAGGAGAUUGAACAAUUCUUGAGUAUUAAGAAGAGGGAAAGAACUAUACAACCGGCUUACGAGAGAAAAGUAACAUUUUCAAAAGAGAAACUUCUCUCAGCAUUCGACAAAUCUGAUGACGAUCAGAGCUCACAAGUCGAUUUGAAAUCAAGUCCAGUAACGUCACCUUUACUAGAAACAAACGUAUCUGAAAGCGAGGAGAUUAAUGUCUUAGACUUAAUUAACAAGCCGCCAUCUGAGCAAUAUGAAAAAUCUAAAAAAGUAAGCAACCCAAUAGAAACGUAUGCACAAAACUUAAAGGCCAAACUAGGCUCUUCUCCAAGUAACAACAUUCAUUUGGAUUCGGGCGAGGAUGAGCCAUUCGAAGUUAAAGAAUCCGAGUUACAGCGAAUUCCAGAAUUAUCUAAAGAAGAUAAGUUAACAAUUAAACAGAAAUUCUCCAAAAAAAAGUAUGAAGAUAAAUCUAAGCACCAUUUGACUAGAAGCUUGAAAUUGCUCUUUAAUACUCGUUCUAAGCCCAAAGAAUACAAGGCUUUUUUGACUGAGUUAAGAAAGGCAAACAUAAAUCAGUUACAACUCUAUAAACAAACUAAUCCCGACAAGGAAUUGAUAGAAGAAAUGGAAGAAGAGGAGGGAUUAAUGGGAUCUAUUUUGGAACGUGAAUUUGAGAGAGUGAAAAACAUUAGAAAAAAAGAAAAAUUAAGAGAAAGGGCCGCUUUGGCAUUACUAGGUAAAUCGAAAACGAUUCUGAAACAAAAUGCCGAAAAUGCAACAGAAGAAGAGGUUCCUGAUAGUGAAGUUGAGGGACCGAGUGAGGUACCCUCUUCAGACCUCGAAUUUGAUGAUGAUGAAGGUGAAGAAAAUGGUCAAGAUGACGAAGAUGAUGAUAGAGAAGAUGACAAUGAUGAAGAUGGAGAUAUAAUUUUUGAAAAGAGAAGGCAUAGGAAGGUUGUACUAUCUGAUGAUGAAGGAGAAGGAGGCGAAAUUACAGGGAAGCAAAAACAGAAAGAAAAACCCGAGAGCACUAUACCUAGUUCAUAUUCAAAUAAUGAGAGGAUGCGCUCCGAUGACAGCUAUAUGUUUGGAGCUGACGAUGAAGAAUUUGUGGACAGUUUUGGAAACCAUGAGAUUGUAACUACAAUCUCGUCACAAAAGAUCAAGUCUAUGUUUGGAGAUAAUGCUUCCAUGAGCCAAGCAUUUGAACAAGGUAGUCAAGUGAAGCAGCUUGACCCUGUCACAACUGAAAUUGUAAAAGAAGCAGGCUCUGAUUUAGAACUUGAGGCACAAAACACUCAACUCUUCAAGAACCUUAAUCCUAGAGCAGCUGUAGAAUCUCAAGAAACACAAGACGAUCUGACAAUCGUCUAUGAGCCCCCUAAGAUUUUACCGUCAUUCCAAAAUGAUUCUCAAUUUGACCUUCAAUCCACUCAAGUUGAUGGCUCCCAGAGAACUCAAGUAGAUAUUGAUGAAGUAACACCAUAUACCGUACAACGAAGCAAAGCUUUGAUACAAAUGAAUGCGGUUCUACCUGAAACAAAUAAGAGUGAAAAUGAAGAAAAAGAGGAAGAAGACCAAGAGGAGAUUAACAGAAGAAUACAAAUGUACGAGGCGAAACUCAGAAAGAGGGAGUUGCGCAAGCGUCGAAAGAGGAAAGAGCUUGAAAGGAGAGGAGUUAAAAACAUGGUUGAAGGAGAGGCCGAAGAAUCUGAAGAUGAAUGGAGAGGCUUAGGAGGAGCUGACGGUGACUUUUCUGAUGAACAGGCAAAUUCUGACGAUGAAAAGAUGAUCGACGACAAUUAUAAUAUUGAUCUUAAUGACGAAGAGGUUAGAAAAAAAUUUAUGGAUCAAUAUCAAAUAUCUGAUCAAAAGCAGCUUGAAAAAUUGUUAGAUGACAUAAAAAAUCAUAGAUUGGCGAAACGAGUAGCUGGGAAUGGGUUCGAUAUAGAACUAAGUGAUGAAGAAGAUGAGCUAUUAAUGAAGUAUAGAGCUCAGAAACUAAAAGAACAACGAGAGAGGCUUCUUGCGAAUCAAAAUUUGAAGUCCUUAUCGAAAAACGAGAAAUCGAAAGCUUUUUUUGCAUCUAUUCAAGAUUCCACUUUGGCUAUUAAUAUUGACGAAGAUGGCGAUAGUGAGUUCGAGGACAGCAGAAAAAUGCAAGACUCAGAUACCGUUCAUGAAAGCAAAAAUGAGCAGCAUGAAAAAGAAACAUCGAUUAAAAAGACCAUUCGUAUCGAAGAAUCAUUUAUUCAUAAAAAGUUAUCCUUUUUGUCUAACCCAGAAGACGAAUUUGGAUACGAAAAUUUGCACAGAUUAUCAAAGCAUCAGCAUGGAUAUGACUCCUCAGAUGAAAAUCUCGAGGAUCUCAAUAGCUUAAAAGCUAAGUCAUUUAAUAACUUGAGUUUUCAUAAAAGCUCUGAGGAAAAUUCUAAACGAAAAAGAGUACCAGAUGACCCAGAUACAGAUGAUGACGAGCUUCUACCAAUGUUUAAGAGACCAUCAAUUAUCAAGUCAUUUAGAACUUCAAAUGAUAACAACGAACUGAACUUCAAAGGUGAAUUUUCUGGUGUGACGAUUAGAAAACAGUACAGAGUUGCAUCUGGCUCUAAAGCUUCUAUUACUUAUAUAUCGAAGAAUAGUAAUGCUAAAAAAAGAUUGAUAAGCUCAAAAGAGAGGCAGAUUGAAAAGAGUUUAAAUGCUGCUAAAGAAAUGAAGAAAAAACUCUUUGAGACUAGUGGCUUCGAUAACUGA